AUGCAGGAGAUGGGCGGCACCCAUCGAGGCUCUCAGCGGGUCUUCAGUGUUCUGGAUCGCCUGCUGCUCACACAUCCAGUGUGGCUGCAGCUGUCACUCAAACAAGACUCCGCCCUCUAUAUCCUGCUUAGGGAGCCUGUCGGGACCUUUUUGGUGCGUAAAUGCAGCUCCAGCCAGAGGAAAGUGCUGUGUUUGAGAGUGACUGCGGACAAAAGUGCCUCCUCUGUUAAGGAGUGCUUCAUCUGUGAGGAGGACUCCACAUUUGCCUUGGAGAACUCAGCGCUGACCUUCCCUGACCUUUGUCGACUGGUGGCCUUCUACUGUAUCAGCAGAGAUGUGUUGCCGUUCCCAAUGCAGCUACCGGAGGCCAUCGCUAGAGCCACGACACACAGGCAGCUGGAGGCCAUCUCACACAUGGGACAAGACUUCUGGAACUCACCGACAGCUGCAGAGAUCCAAAACGGACCAGUGGACCCGAUUCCAUCGACCAGCGGCAGCCAGGGUCAGACGUCUGUGGCCCAGGACCGACGUCUGAACCAGGGUCGACCAGGCAAACUCUGCUUCAUCAACCCGCUCUUCCUACAGCUGGAGGUCAGCAUGCAGCCACAACUCAUUAACCACAGUGCCUCCAAUAAACGGCACCGCUUCAAGCGCAGCAUGCGUCUCCGGCUCUCCGAGUCCUCCAUGAACCUGUCCCUGGAGGGGGUCGGCUCCUACUCACCUCCCUCCUCACUGGAGCUGCCCGGCGGGUCGGAGAGGCUGCAGAAGACCGGCGGUAACCCACAGAGAAGAGUUCACCCCGGGGCAGGGGUCCUGAGGAGAACCCCCGCUGUGUCACCGGGUUCUGCAGAGGAAGAGGACGUGAUGUCCGUCUAUGUGCCACAAACAUCUGCAAAUGCGGAGGAGCCUCCACAGGCCCGGCAGCCUAUCCGGGCAGAGGAGCAAGGCAUCGAGGUGGCGGUUCUGGAGCGCCGCCCGGCUCCAUCCCUGGCCGAGCUGGACAGCAGCAGCUCCUUCAGCAGCAUGGACGAGGACGACGACUCCGAUUCAGAUCCGGAGAGCGUGGCCCAGGCCCAGGCUCACUUCUACCAGCGUCCGCCUCUGGUGCGCUCUCGGGGCCGCGGCGGGCUGCACCGCAUGAGCGAAGCGUUCGUGUGUUUCUUCGCUCCGGACAAGCGGCUGACGCGACUGGUGGAGGAGCUGUCCAGAGACAGGCGCUCCAUCUUCGGGGGCAUGGUUCAGGACUUCCUCCUGGCACAGAGAGAGGUGCUGAAAUCCCUGGCUUCCUCCUCGUCCUCCUCUUCCUCAUCACGCGUGACCUCUGUGCAGCUCCUGCAGGGUCUGCGCCUCUUUCUGUCCCAGGCCAAGUGCUGCCUGCUGGACAGCGGAGAGCUGGAGCCUCCCAUUGAGACCCUGGUGCCAGAGAACGAGAAAGAUCUGGCUCUGGAGCGGGCCAUGUUCUCCUGCGUGCUCAGGCCCCUGAGGUCCCACCUGGAAAAGGCUCUGGUUGCGUGGCACAAUCAGGACGGCACCAGCCAGCGCCUCACCCAGAACAUGAUCCGUCUGAAGGGGGACGCCGCCAUGGAGCAGCUCGGCGUGCGGACCGGCGUCCCCGACAGCCGCGAGGUGGAGAGGGUGAAGCAGAAGCUGCUCCUGAUGCAGAGGACGCACUCCCCCAUCGACAAGGUGCUACUGCUGCUGCAGGUGUGCAAGUGUGUGCACAAGGCCAUGGGGUCCUUACAUGGGCAGGAAGUGAGCUGGGAAGACUUCCUGCCGUCGUUGUCCUACGUGAUUGUGGAGUGCAACAGGCCUCACAUCCUGAUAGAGGUGGAGUACAUGAUGGAGCUGCUGGAGCCCUCCUGGCUCGGCGGAGAGGGUGGGUACUACUUGACCAGUGUGUAUGCCAGCCUGUGUCUGAUCCAGAGCCUGGACAGGGAGCAGCCGCUCUCGGGCUGCCUGACCCCGGAGGCCCAGGAGGCGCUGAAGGAGUGGAGCUGCAGACGGAGCCGAGAGGCCCAGAGACAAAAGGAGAACCAGCAGAGUCAGAGGUGCGUUCGGAUACUGUUCCAGGACGGGGAGCGGAGCGCCGUGCGGACGUUGCAGUGGAGAGCCGGGGAGACGAGCCAGGCCCUGGCGCAGCUGUGUGCCGACACUUUCGGCGUGUCCGACCCGCAGCAAUACACCCUGUACUGGCGCAGCGGCGGCGAGAUGCGGGCCCUGCCGCCUCAGGCCCAGCCCCAGGACCUGGCGGGCCACAGCGAGGGGGGCCCCUCGCUCUCCUACCUGAGGACCGACCACGACUUCAGCAAGAUGCGGCGGCUCACCAGAGGUGGCGCCGUGGACCUGAGCGAGUCGGUGUGUGAGGAGUGA
Anoplopoma fimbria (sablefish) is the source of this 2370-nucleotide messenger RNA. RefSeq names its product Ras and Rab interactor 1b (gene rin1b). Gene Ontology annotation, molecular function: guanyl-nucleotide exchange factor activity; small GTPase binding. Gene Ontology annotation, cellular component: cytosol; endocytic vesicle. Lineage: Eukaryota; Metazoa; Chordata; Actinopteri; Perciformes; Anoplopomatidae. The transcript is spliced from 11 exons. The coding region runs from base 1 to 2370 and encodes 789 amino acids. Gene Ontology annotation, biological process: vesicle-mediated transport. The record is from RefSeq and is a predicted model, not a curated record.